AUCGAUAAUUGGUGAAUUAGUUGUAAUUAGCUGAAAUUAGUUAUAAUUAGCUAAGAUUAGUUGAAAUUAACUAGCUUUUUUUUAUAUCUUCGGGUAUAAAUUUUCCAUCAAAAUGGCAUCUUCGUCGUCUACUUCGCUUCCCCUGGCGCCCAUUGCAGACGCCGCAGAGCUCGUGCAAAAGGUGGAGGAAGCCCUCAGGGAAAACUGGGAAUAUUAUGGCUUGUGCGCUUGCGCCUCAGAUAUAUCUAUCAGCUAGCUUUAUACGGCCCAGCAACUCAAGUAGUUGCUAGCUGAUGAGGUAAGUAGUUGAGUUACAUUAAGAGAAAACGAAAAAGCUGUGCGUGGUGAGUCUUGCAAGUCUCUACAUCUAGAGAGUUAGCCCUUCCAACAAAAACAAAAAGUAACAGCUUUCGCUGGGUACAGCAAGACUUUUGAACUUUUUCUUUUCUAAAAAAUUGUGACGGCUGAUGAUGUGAAGAAAGGGAGGCAAGCGAUGCGCGGGAAGACCCCAGGGCUGCAGUCGAGCGUUGGAGCAAUCGCCGCAACGUUCCGAGGAGGUGGAGGAGGAGCGCCACUACAAGCAGAAAAGUGGUUUGCGACAGGGCAGAAAGUAUUAUUAAGGGCGGGGUAAAGGUGCUUUUCUUACCGCUUUUUAUGCCUCUCUUUUAAUAAAGGAAGCAGCGAGGCAUAAAUAGCGGGGUGAGCAAGCGCCAAAAGCCUACUUCUAAUCUUACGACUCAGAUCCCAGAGGAUGACGGAUGCGCUUCUGGCCUCGAUUGAAUCAAUUUGCGCGAGCAGAAACACGAAGGAAAGCGUCACAACUGAGCGAUGGAGUUUCUUCCCGAGGAAGGCAGUGACUCACGGACCGGAUCGAUCCUCGUUCGCGGAAUUUUCAAGAAAGUACCAGGUGAAGGACCCUGCGGAAGUGCCUUCGGAGUACUUAUUUUUUGUUUUUUGUUUAAUUAUUUAUAUUGGAUAAUUUAUGCAAUCGCUCGCUUUCUUCUCAACUUCUACGUCGAAGGGAAAUUUUUUUUUUUAUUCAGGUUCCUCAACGAAUUCCCUCAUAACGAAUGGUACGCGUUUCAAACCGAAUGCCCCUUCCCGUUCCGGGGUGCCAAAGUUCGCGACACAGUCUCCAGAAACAUGACGACAAUUCGCGGAGGAAUGGGAUCGGGGUCGUUGAUGUUAUGGGCGAAAGUGUUAGCGUAGGAGAGGGAUGAGGUUAGUAAGUGCCCACGACGUGCAUCCCUCGACGUUCGGGGUGAUUAUAGGCGUUGAGAGUGUAGGUUUAUAAUGUAGAGCACUCUAAUAUUGAUCUGCGACGAUGACGGGAACCGCGCGGCUUUGAUGGAUAGCGAGCAGGAACCGCCGCCGCCGCCUCCAGCGGGUGCGCUGGAAGACAUCAAGGUCGACACGCCAAACAUGAUGACUGCGUCAACUGGAGAGGUCUCCAAUUAUGUGGAGACUCUUGGACUUGGUAACUUUGUCUUUGGCUUUGUGUAUCUUUCUCUUUAGGACGCAGACGCGGGAUUUAUCCGAAUCAUAUACUUUUCAUAUUAUCUUUUACUGACGUGAAUAGUCCAACUCUCAUAAGUUGCAUCCCCUUCGUUUUCUGCUAUAGGUCUGAAGAAAAACGAAAGCGCGAAGUCUAACAGUUCAAGCGUGAAGGGUGCGAAUUCGUUGGUUGUCUCAGAAGAACAAGAGGAAGAAGCAGACGAGGACGUACUACUUAUCUCAUUGGGUUCACAUAUUUCUUUUUUCAAUCAUCUUCCGUCAAUGUUUUUUGAAUUUUAUUCUUGAUGAAAGACAGUGCUUUUCUCCAGUGGUGAUCUACCUCUAGACGUGCUGGCUUCGUUCUAUCCUUCUUCUAUCAUCUUCUUUCAGCUAAAUGCGUUGGAAAUUUUCCUGAGUAAUUUUGGCGAGGAGGUAGCUGGCAACCAACUUUUCCAAGCUUCUAUAACGCUGGAGACGUUGGUCGACAGCUGCCCAGAUGUCUACCUCGAAAGCCUCUCCCAGGGGGUAGUUUCUUAAGGCGAGGCUGGAACUGCUUGAGUUGCUGCUUGUUAUGGAUCUCCUAAGGGGGAGGACGCGCAUAACAUGCGGUAGAAACGAGCAUCAAGGCCCUACCUCUAAACUCAAAGAAUUUGCGCUGUUUCGGGAAAAGUGCAAGUGAACGACGUAACUCGGUACUUCCAGAAACAUUUGGAGAAGAUAGUGGAUCGGUUCGUUGCCAUCCACAAGGAAAAGGAGGCGGAAAUGAAGGAGAUCCUCGAGAUGCAAGCGUCGGAGGAGGAAGAUAACCCGGGAGAUAAAACUGAAGCAGAAGGCGAAGAAGGUUCGGGCUUUAAGUUGAAGCUAAGGCGAAGCUAAUUCAUUCUGAGAAAUUUUUUUUAAAAAUAUUUUAGCACAUCUGGAGCCUGUUUUUAAGUGUAAAACGGAAAGGGGAUUAGAACUAGGAAGAUGGCAGAUAGAUUCCUUGAGUCUAAUAAUCCCGGAUGCAAAAGAAGGCGAUGGUGAGGAUUGGUACGGAAAAGGCGCGCCUGGUUCCUUAUUGGCGAUAGUCCACUUGAUGAAAAAGGACGAGAACGCUUACAAGCAGCUUCGAAAGCGAUGGGUGUUCGUCGACGAAGUUGCGCAUGACAUGACCGGCGGGCUGAAGGUCAUCAGGAAGAAGACCCAGGUACUUACUUGAUGACUUCAGUGCUGUGAUCUUUUGUUUCUGUUUUCGUAACAGUUAAAGCUUCGCUGUUCCUUCGCGUCGUCGACUUUCAUGAAUUUCGAAAACCCUCGCAGGUCAUGACCAUGAAGGACGUGCAGAAGCUCCAAUUUAGUGGAUUUUACCAAAAAACAAUUGUUGCCGUCAAAUGGGGGCCGGUAAAAACAGCCAUCAAGAGCCUCUACGCAGAUUUGAUUUCGUGCACGAGUAUCUUCGACGAGCCUGAUAGCGCUGACCAAUUGAGGAAGGUCAUCAGGGACGAAGCUGAACAACUGCCAGUACUUCCUUUGGAUUUCUAGGAGCUUACUCGUUGACUAUCGUGGGAGCCUGUGUGCCUCGUUUCUUUGUGUUGCGUUGUGUGCUUUAUUUGGCAGCUGUUCACCCUCGUCGUUCGUCGUGGCUAUCGCUACUGCUUUAAUUUUCCAUCUUCAAACUUCUCGCAGGUAAAUCUUCGAAGCUUUGCCUUGGCGUGCGAGGCUGGACCGCGAGAAAUCUAUUGCUGGUUCUUGCGGUCCAGUCCAGAAGAAAAGGAAGAGGUGGCUUCAAUGCUCCAAGAGGAGCACAAUAAUCUUCCAUGUCCGUUAGUGAACGCGCGCUUCAUUCAGGAAAUGAUGCAACCAUCGACUUUCGCGGAGAUGGUAGCGCCAUCGAAAAGAGGUACUUCGUUUGCUUUUUAGUUCGGACCUUCGUGGAGCUUAGUGGCUCUGAGGUGUUUCGCGUUGCAGAUCUAGAGUGGGCUCUUCUUUUCCAUAAUGUUGGGGCUUACGUCCAUCGACGAGCAAGCCAGUAGAUAACGCAGCCGUUUAGCUUUUACCUGCUCUAGAGUGAGAUACUAAAACGAGCCUCCUACCUUCAGGUGAGAUCGCGUUUCCAUUGAAGGAAUAUUUUCUGGAACUAAGACACCCGCAUCUGGGCGUGUGUCUCUCAUCCAUCUCGAAGGAAGUGGGCAAGGGAGAUCCAGUGAUUGCUGCUAUGUUCGAUUUUGCUCGGCGCCUUUCAGUUUAUGGCUGGCGGUUUCAAAACUCUUCAUCAAAAAACUAAGCUGAUAGAUAGGCGGACGUUUGUCGUCGUGCUUUAUCAUGCUCGAAAAUUUUGAUCUUGAUGUCUUCGAUUUCCCGGGUCUCUUGUUGGCGGGAUCUUUAUCGAUCACUCUUUGGGCUGAUUUCUAUACUUUCAAGGUAGAGGAAAGGAAUUCGCAGCCGUUUGAACUAAUUGGGCUUAAUUCUCAUUAAUUUGAAUUAGUUUGAAAUAACUCCGCCACGCUUGGCGUCGUCUUUAGUAUUCUAGUGAAUUCUCUAACGUUUUGAAGUCUUCAACGCUAGCGGGACGGCACUGGCGAAGGACAUGUACUGCGCUCUCGCUGGCGACCAAGCCCCAGAGAGUUGGCGCAAGAUGUUCGUACAUAAUGAGGCAACCGCUUCCCUGAGCUUUGAGGCGAUGGAGCAAUUUUACUCCGACAAGAUCAGUAGCGUCGACGAAGCCGCGUUAAACAUGCACCUAACUCAGGGCAUGAUCCAGAAAAUAAAGACGACAAAUGGAGCCUUAAGCGGCUUCUUAAAGUAUCUGGCGGAAUCGCGGAAGCGGCGGGAGGAGAAAAGAAAGGAGGAGGAGGAAGCUUUAGGGCUCUUUAUCUGAAAGCUCUGCACUCUAGUCGAUUUCGUUUCCCAGGCUACUUGUUAUUUUUGGGUUUUUCCUUCAUUCCCCGCUCCUCUUUUUGUAUUAGUCUCGCUUCUAUUCUUACAUCCCUCUUGGUCUUUAUUCUCUUGGUUUUUCCUUUUCAUCUGUUGUUGAUACGUCCUAUCCUAUCGCUCGUUGAUGUUCUCGUCUUGGUUGGUAUAUGGUCAGGAUUGAGGCUCCUUGACGUAUUCCCUGACUUUAAAACUCCUAACUAAUAGUAAUCCCCUAUUAUCUGAAAGAUCGGCUCUAACGAAACACAAGCGCUACGAGGAGGAACGUCGAGAAAGCGAAGAGAGGAAGAAGCUGAAAGAAUUAGAGGAUGCGCGUGAACGGUUCGAAGCUACCUUGGGAGUUAAAGACGCCACCGACAACUUGAGAAAUUAUGCGUUUCAUGCAAAAAUGAUCAAGCACAUCGAGCUGAAUCUGUAUGCUGAAAGCCCUAACCUUUUAGAUUUUUAUUUGAUAUUUAUUCUUCUCGGUGUGGACAAGUUUGAUUCUAAGUCUUGCAGAAGUUGAUGGAACAGGAGGUCGCGGAGGAGUAUCAUGCAAAACAAGUGCAAUAUCUGGAGAAGCUUGAGACGGAGCAGGCAGAGGAGGUGAAGGCGUGCCAAGAAGCUUACCAGAAAGGCAUCCAGCAGAUUUCUGCUGAUUAAGGCGCGAAGGGUCCUUGAAGCGCUUCCGUUCCCGCUUGUUUUUAUUUUCAUGGGUGUGAGUAUAUAAGAAGUUCAUUGAAAAACGAGCGGGACAAAAGGAAGCGCAGAGUCCUCCACUAAGAACAAACAGCGAACUACUUUGCGCUGCCUGACGGUCACGAGAAGAUUAUGGCUGGUUGUGUAUUAUUUUGCUUCGUUGUAGUUUAUCCCAUACUUCAGGGAUCGUGACGCAGGUUCUCGUAAUAAUUACUGGCGUCUUACUUCAUCGCUCGCGUCUCUAAUAUUUGUUCCAAGUUGCACCAGAUGUCGAUCCUGACCCAGCAAAAUAAACAAAACUACGAAUCCAGAAUGAGGGACGCCGCAGACUCCUACGCUGAUGAAAAACAACGAUUAGAGAGCCUGGAGAAAGAGGCAAGGCAACUAGCGCAAGAAACAACCGAGUCGCACUUGAAAGUUGAAGGAGGUACUAAGUGCCGUGUUUGUUUUUCGAUGUUGUGGGAAACUUUAGGAUUUCGUAGGUGCUAGGCUUCGGCGCUAGUUCGUUCUCCAGGAUAAAGCUAUUUAUGAUUUUAGAAUUGACUUCGUCAGAUUAUGAGAAAAUAUCUCUUCAAAAGUAUCUCUCUCUUCAGAUUAUGAGCAAGCCAAAGCCGACUAUGAGACCGCAAAAAAUAUAUACGAACCGCUCCAAGCUGCUCGGGACGCGGAGUUAGCUGAGAGAAAGAAGGAGGAGGAAGCUGCUGAGAAGGCUAGGAAGAGAGCUGAGAAAGAAAAGGAGAAAGAAGAGAAGGCCAAGGAAAAAGAACAGAAGGAAAUGGAGAAAGCAGAGAAGGCCAAGGAGAAAGAAGAGAAGGCGAAGAACAAGAAAGGAGCAGCAAAGAAGAAGUCGAAAGAAGCGGAUGUAGUGAAUAUUUCUAGCGAUUCGGAUCAGGAGAACACAAGCAGCAAAGCGAAGGCGACGCCAAACAAGAAGCGAAAAUCGGAGAAGAACCACGCGCAAGUACUUAAAAACCUCGCUAAGUUGAUCUAGAUGGAAUAAGUUCAAAAUAGUUGGAAUUAGUUCAAAUUAGUCGGAAUUAGUUGGAAUUAGUUGGAAUUAGUUUAAAUUAGUUGAAAUUAAUGCAAAUUAGUUGGAAAUGGAAUCCGCUCAGCUUCUCUUAGGUCAGUCGACCGCGCUGGGCUGCGUCUUCUUCCUUGAAACGUAAGAAGUGAGAAGAGCCAUCCAAAAUGAUCCUUUAACAGAUUGAAGACUGGGGCGAGAUUGAAGUUGGGUCCAUCAUCGGGUGCAGAUUCCCGACCAAGGCUAAAUGGCAAGACCAAAUAGCGGACAAGUUGGAUCUCGUGAAUUUGCGUCAGUGGCCUCUGAGGGUGCUCAAGAAGUUGGCCACCAACGUCAAGGUAUUAGCUUCGUACUUUCUUUCUUCUCAGUAAGUACGUAGGUUGCUUGCAGCUUUUAUUUAUUUUGUUUUAUAGUAAGUUCAACUCCCUUUCUUCGUUGCUUUGUUGAGAUUGUUCCCGAUUUUGUAUAUUUGGACUUUUCUCACAUUUCCAGGUAUCUUUCGACCACGGCCAUGAAGAUGCUAAAGAUAUGCCCGCAUCCUUGCGAGGAUUAAGUAUCACGAUCGGAAAAAAUACGUGCGAGCCUUUUGCUUCUUGUUCUAACAAGAGGCGAAAGGUCCACUCUGAAGAAAUGAAGGAAGAAGAGAAUAAAGAAGAAGAGAAUAAAGAAGAAGAAAAGAAGGCCGAAGAUAUGGACAAAAAAGAGACGAAAGAAGAAAACACGAAAGAACAAAAGGAGAAUGCAGAAGAGAAGAAAGAAGGAGAGGAGGAAGAAGAUGCCAACAUGGAGGGCGAGAAGAAGCCAGACGCGGAAAAUUAUGGCGGAGCGUGAUAUAUUAUUUGUCUGUGUCUUCUCAGCAUGUAUUUUGGGAGGGUUUAGCUUCUUAUCAUUUUAUAGGGAGAACCAGCCUCCAUCUGGUCACCUUCGUCUUUCUGUUGGUAGCAAGGGUCUGGACCUGCCUCGUGCUGUUCCUAGUAAAAAAGUAGGCGACUAAAAUGAUAAGUCUGCGUCUAACAGUAGCUCCUUCCGGAUGAUGCGCAAGAUGACCCGAUGGAAGUAGACGAAAACCCCAGCGGAAAAAAGCCAGCAACUGAAGAGAAAAAACCAUCGUUGCAGCAAGCCUUGCUGAAGAAAAUGCAGGAAAAAAAUCUCAUGAAGGAACGCGCGCGCGCGAAGCUCGGCGGACUUUAAUUUGUGACGAUGAUGAUUGACGACGAUGAUAGUCAUCACAAGGAUAUACCUCGACUACAAGUUAGCACUCUCGUUUCUUCGUGUUCAUUCUUCCAUUGUAGUACUUUUGUCUUUUCUGAAACAAAAUGGAAAAAAUAGAGAUAGACCUUUCCCAAAUUUAUAAAAUCUGAUAGAAGUAGUCCAUCGCGUUGAUAAUUUAAACGAGUUCCAUCAUUUAUCUUCUCUGCUGAUUUAUUGCAUCGAUUUCGAACAUCCAAUAAUAAAAAAAAUAGUGAGUAGCUGCGCCAGACAAAUAUUAUGAGAAGCAGCGCUAUAAAUGAUCGAAGAAAGCAAAGCGAUAGGAAAUCGACUUGAAAAAUUUUAUUUCCAUUGUCCUCAAGUAUCUUAAGAAUUGCGCUGUGGGAUUUCUUUUGAUCGGAGUGGGUGCGGGGUGUGUGGCGUUUUAUCGCUCACACCUGGGUCCGCCUUCGUGCAUAAAUUUGGGCCUUGCGCAUUCUCCUAGGGAUAUAUACGAACUUCCUGGAAAAUCUAACGAAUAAAUUUCGAAACAAAUUUUUAAACUCAUUGAUUAGGCAGAUGCUGUAAGUGAGUGAUCACUAAUGAGACGCUUGGUUAUAUCUUUGUCGCAUUAACUCAGUCAAAUCAGCACGAUCGCGCAAGUAGAUCACAUAUAGAAUUUUCCUGCGUCGCUUAAUGUUUACUAACAAGUAGCAUUAUUGAGACGCUUCAGAUUUUUUUAGAAAAGCGAAGCUGUGGCCAGCGAUACAAAUAGGGAAAAUGCAGAAUGGUUAAACUUAAAGCGUAUAAUCAAUCGUGGGGGCGCCUACGUGAUAGGUAGGAAAUUACUGCAAUUCAGACGAGUUUGCAAAUUUUAGUGAAUUUACAAAUUUGAUAGUAUCAUAAAUAGAGCAGGAAAUCACACGCAGGGACAUUUUUACGGGAGCGUCGUCAUCUCAUGGGGUUCAAGACAUUUUUAAGCAUACGCUUCGAAAAUAUUCUGCAUCUAAGACCGAACACAAAACGUUUCAAGUUUAAGACCGAAAAAAGAAGAAACAAGAUUCAAAAAAUC
Amoebophrya sp. A25 is the source of this 8363-nucleotide messenger RNA. The record is from the annotation of a GenBank genome assembly. Lineage: Eukaryota; Dinophyceae; Syndiniales; Amoebophryaceae.